UUUGUUCCUGCUCCUACUUCUCUUUGCUUCAGAGUUUCUCUUUCCUCACCCAAUGUUGAGUCUACUUGGGAACACUCUCUUUUUCUCUCUCUUUCUCUUGUACGAUUGGGUUUCACGGGAGUGGAUUAUCAUCCGCUUUGGUUGCGGCAAUUUGCCCCACUACAAACUUCUGCACCUGGUCUAAACACUUUUAUAUUCUCCACUACUAUUGCUUUCUUUGUCCUGAGCUGCCCACUCCUAUAGACUAUACAAUCAUGUCUGUCCCUUCUCCAUUUUCUUCUCCCUUUGUUUUCACUUGUUUGCUCAUCAUUUUCUUGCUCACAUUAAGCUCCUCCGAUUGUCAACCCAUCAGCACCCCUGCGAAACGCCGCCCACGCCAACUUUCUGUCAGUUACUACGCCAAAUCUUGCCCACAACUUGAGCAACUCAUCGGCUCCAUCACCUCCCAACAAUUCAAAGAAGCCCCUGUCUCUGCACCUGCCACCAUUCGCCUCUUCUUCCAUGACUGCUUUGUAGAAGGCUGUGAUGCGUCUAUCCUUAUAGCAACAAAUCCUGGAAAUAAGAUUUUAGCUGAGAAAGAUGCAGAGGACAACAAGGACCUGAGAACGGAGGGGUUUGAUACAAUAACGAGAGCCAAGACUUUGGUGGAGAGCAAGUGCCCUGGCGUUGUUUCCUGUGCUGAUAUUCUUGCAAUUGCAGCCAGAGAUUUUGUCCAUUUGGCAGGGGGACCUUAUUACCAAGUGAAGAAAGGAAGGUGGGAUGGGAAAAUAUCAAAGGCAUCCAGGGUCCCUUACAACCUCCCACAUGCAAAUUCAACCGUCGAUCAACUGAUCAAACUCUUCAGCUCAAAGGGGUUAACUGUCCAGGACCUGGUUGUGCUCUCAGGUGCCCACACAAUCGGCUUUGCCCGCUGCAAGCACUUUGUGGCCCGACUCUACGAUUACAAGGGAACUAUGCAGCCUGACCCUGCCAUUGACCCAAGGCUCCUAAAGGCACUAAAAAUGUCAUGCCCGCAUGCUGGUGGCAAUGCUGACAUUGUUGCUCCAUUUGAUGUUACGACCCCGUUCUUAUUUGACCAUGCUUAUUAUGCAAAUUUGGAGGGUAAAUUGGGCUUGUUAGCUUCGGACCAAGGUCUUUUUUUGGACCCUAGGACCAAGCCUCUGGUCCAAUCUCUUGGUCAGGAUAAGGCUAAGUUCUUCCAGGCCUUCUCAGCAGCUAUGGACAAAAUGGGCUCAAUUGGUGUUAAAAGGGGAAGAACACACGGAGAGAAGAGGAAAGUUUGUAGUACGCACAUGUGAAGCUUGUUGCUUCCCUCUUUUUUGUUUUUGCCCUUUUAGAUUGCUUCUUCUUUUAUUAGGUUGUAGGCUUUUUCUUUCUUAGCUUUUUUCUUUUACCUAUUGGCUUCUUAGGUUGGUUUUGGCUUGGAUAGUGUGGGAUUUGUUACGGAUGAGGCUUUUGUGAAUGUUUAGAGAGUUCAAUCCCAAAAGAACAUGGGAGACAUAUUGUUCCAACAUGAUGUAACUUUCAUUUGAUGUU
Molecule: messenger RNA, 1536 nt
Organism: Theobroma cacao (cacao)
Lineage: Eukaryota; Viridiplantae; Streptophyta; Magnoliopsida; Malvales; Malvaceae
Product: Peroxidase superfamily protein
Biological process (GO): hydrogen peroxide catabolic process; response to oxidative stress
Molecular function (GO): peroxidase activity; heme binding
Source: RefSeq, a predicted model, not a curated record